AUGAAGCUUAGUAUCACGUCCCAGGUCGGCCUUGCCAUUACUGCCAUUCUCUCCUCUACGGAUGCAUUCCCAACCAAGCCUGUCCCCCAACGCCAGCUUCUCAUAUGUUCUGACAGCACUACCAUGCCCUAUGGUAAAACGAGUUUAAUCCAAGGAUGGGGCUUCUACAUGCAUAAUUUCUUCAACCUCAACAUCACGAACCUCGCUCGUGGUGGGCGUAGCACACGCUCUUUCAUCAACGAAGGUCUAUGGGGCUCUCUCGUAGCGAGUAUUGUUCCUGGCGAGGGAACAAUCGUGCUGAUCGAGAUGGGACAUAAUGACAAUGGUGAUCCUACGACUGAUACCAAGUUCCGUGCCACUCUUCCAGGAAUUGGGCAUGAGAGUGUGGUUGUCGCGAGUAAUGCCACAGGAGGCACGACUGAGCGAGUGUACACGUUUGGGCAUUAUUUGAGAAAAAUGAUCUCCGAUGUGAAGCAUGCGGGUGGGGUGCCGAUCCUGAGUGGCAUGGUGCCUAUUAUGUCUUGGAAUGGGGGUGUUUUGGAGACGGACUGGGCAUUUGCCGAUUAUGAGCGAGAGGUGGCUGAGCAAGAGCAUGUUGAGUAUAUUGAUCACACGAAAUAUGCCGUGAACAGAUGGCAGGCAUUUAGAUCUGUCAACGCUACAGCGCCAUACUAUCCACUCGAUGAUUUUACGCACACCAGUUGGCCGGGGGCCGAAAUCAAUACAGAAGCAUUUGUUACGGCUGUUAAAUGUGAAAAGCGAUCUCUAUUCAGACAGUCACAGCUGGCGCCAUACCUCAAUGCUAAUGCAAGCCAUAUCGAGUAUCAGUGCUAA
Molecule: messenger RNA, 834 nt
Organism: Pseudogymnoascus verrucosus
Lineage: Eukaryota; Fungi; Ascomycota; Leotiomycetes; Thelebolales; Thelebolaceae
Exons: 4
Coding region: 1-834 (277 amino acids)
Molecular function (GO): hydrolase activity
Source: RefSeq, a predicted model, not a curated record